AUGAAGUUGACCAUUGUGCUAUUAGCCUGUGUGGUGGGCAUUGCUACAUUGGGGUCCACUCAAAAUGUCACAGCAGUUGAUAAAUCAUUUUUGGAGAAACAAAAAUUUCUUUACGAAAUUGUGUAUCGCGUUGAGGAUCCAUUGAUGUUCGAGGAGUGGAUUAAACUGGGUAACCAAUUAAUUGUGGACAAAUCGUUCUAUAAUCACUAUGACAUUCAUAUGGAGAAAUUCUGGGAAUCCUACAAGGAGAAGGCUCUUCUGCCCAAAGGUGAAUUUUUCGGUAAUCUCGUGAAAUCCCAUUAUAUGCAAGCCUGGGGCCUUUUCAACUUCUUCUACUAUGCCAAGGACUGGGAUGUGUUCCAACGAAAUGUAUGCUGGGCCCGUAUGCAUGUUAACGAAGGCAUGUUCGUGCAUGCCCUCACUUUGGCUAUCAUUCAUCGUGAUGAUUUUGUGGGUCUUAUGUUGCCCUAUAUCUACGAGAUAUUCCCACAACACUUCUUCGAUAGUCGAUUCGUCUAUGCUGCCGAGAAAUUCGAUUAUAACAUCUGGAGCAAAUACGCCAUGUACGAGAAACAAUACCUCGAUGUCUACUACAAGGACAACAACAAGGGCAAUUAUGUACACAUGAAGGACUGGAAAAUGUGGCAAUGGUGGAAACUCAUGGGUUUGGACAGACAGUGGUACAUGGAGGAGAACUAUAUGCUGCGGGAAAAUAUUUAUGAACAUUGUCAGGAUGCACAGUGGCUGUCGAUGAUGAAGGACAUCAAAAUGUUGUGGAUGCCCGUAGACUACACUCGUGACAUUGAAUAUGCCAAUGAAGAGUCGGCUCUCUCCUAUUUCACCGAGGAUGCUGGUUGGAACGCCUUCUGGUACUAUUUCAGCAUGGAUUAUCCCUUCUUCUUGGAUGGUGAAACUUUCAACUUGCAAAAUGAUCGCCGUGGUGAAUUCUGGGUUUAUGGCAUACAAAAAUUGUUGGCACGUUAUUAUAUGGAACGUCUGUCCCAUGGUCUGGGCGAAAUUCCGCACAUUUCACGUAAGCAAAAUGUGAAAAAUGGCUACAAUCCUCGUCUGGUGUCCUAUAAUGGCAUUGGAUAUAGUUAUCGCAAAGACUACUAUCACUUCUACGAUUCGGGUAACUUCGAUAUGAUCGACAGAAUUCGAGAAUUUUUCGGCCGAAUUGAGAGUGUGGUUGACAUGGGAUACUACAAAAUGAAAAAUGGCACCAUGGUGGAUUUGCGUCAACCAAAUGCAGCCGAACUUAUUGGCAACAUUCUUCAAGGAAAUGUCGAUGUUAUGGACAAAUAUUUCUUCAACUACUGGUAUUUGUACUCGCACAUGUAUUUGGCAGGAGUCGAUUACAAUGAUGUGGAAGUCCUUCCACAUGCAUUCCUUAACAUGGAAACUGUUAUGAGAGAUCCUUUGAUCUAUGGCAUCCAUAAGCGUAUAGUUGAUGUAUUCUAUCGCUUCAAGAACUCGUUGGGUCCUUACAAGAAGGAAGAACUCUUGUUCCCCGGUGUUCAUAUUACAGACGUGAAGGUUAGUGAAUUGGUGACUUACUUUGACAUCUUCGAUUUCGAUGUGACCAAUCUGAUCAACGGCAAGAUUCGUAUUGUUGACGGCGAAUUUGUCUGGGACAAAACAUUGCUGGCCCGUCAAAUGCGUUUGAAUCACAAACCUAUCAACUUCGAAAUUACUGUCGAAUCGGAUAAACCUCAAAAGGUAUAUGUUCGUGUCUAUCUCGGGCCGAAAUAUAAUGAAUUGGGUCAGGUUAUAGCGUUGAAUGAAAAUCGCAUGAACUUCUUCUCGUUUGAUAAAUUCUCCUAUGAACUGACGGCUGGUACGAAUGUUAUAAAACGUAAUCCCGCCGAUUACCUCUUCACCUCGCCUGAUGCCCUUACCUAUACCGAAAUGUAUAACUACAUUAAAUUAGCCCACGAAGGUAAAUAUGAAUUCAACCUAUCUAUGAGCCACCCACAUUGCUCUUUCCCCAAUCGUCUUAUGUUGCCACGUGGCUGGGAACAAGGAAUGCCAAUGCAAUUAUUCUUUAUGAUAACUCUCGAUGAUGAUGACCACGAUCAGUUUGACUACACAUUCUCAUGUGGCCUAGGAUCUGGUCGACGUUGGUUGGACCACAAACCAUUUGCCUAUCCUUUUGAUCGAGAAAUUGAUGAAUAUGAUUUCUAUGUGCCCAAUAUGUACUUUAAGGAUGUCAUGAUCUAUCAUCAGGACAAUUUGAAAAUGUACCGCCAAUUGAAUUAUACGAAUUUCGGUAAUUUUGAUUACAAUUAUUUCGAUGACUAUUAUACAAAAGGCGUAAGCAAUUAA
This is a messenger RNA of Musca vetustissima, 2325 nucleotides long. Its product is annotated as larval serum protein 1 beta chain-like. The transcript is spliced from 2 exons. Bases 1 to 2325 code for a protein of 774 amino acids. The record is from RefSeq and is a predicted model, not a curated record. Lineage: Eukaryota; Metazoa; Arthropoda; Insecta; Diptera; Muscidae.